AUGUUAGGUGAUUACAAUAAAAAAUUGCCAGGUAAAGGUCCAGGUGCUGAAGAUGAAAGUCUUGGAACAUUUAAUUUUUUGAAUUCUACAAAACAUAGAAAUGAAGAAAUCGAAGAUUUAACCAACAAUAUGAGUUUUACUGAAAUAAAAAAUUUUUAUCCUUCACCUAGAUUAACUAGUCCAAUUUAUGAUUAUGUCACAAUGGAUGAAUUUAAAAAACAAGUUGAUAUUGAUAAUAACCUCAAUAUUAUUAAAAAGGGUAAUAAUAAUCAAGAAGCUUUGUUUAUACGUCGACAAUUUACGUUUCCAGCAAUGUUAAAUCAAAAUUAUGCACAAUCAGCAAGACAACUGAGUGAUAUUAAUAGCUCUAAAUUGAAAUGUAAUAGUGUAUUUACUGACGAUACCCAACUAAUGGAAACUUAUUACACAAAUUAUGAUAAUGAACUGUUAAAUUAUACAAACAAUUUCAAUAAAGAGGAUUUAAAAGAAUUAAUAGAAAAUGAAAAUAUUCUUCAAAAUGAUCUGGAAGAUAUAGAAAAUCAAGAUAAUGUAGAUUCAGCUGAAACAUUAAACGAUGUACUUGAUUGCAUGAAAGCAGCUUUGUGUCACCCUGAAGACAGUAAUACAAUAGUCUUGGAUGAUGAAGCUAAGACCAUAUUUAGUCCAGAGGCUAAAGCCAAAAGAAUUGAUGCCUUAAAAAAAUACUGCAUCUACAAACUUGGAGAAAAAGAAUUUCACAAUGCAUAUCACUAUCUUUAUCAAAAACGUAUUUUGGAAAAAAAUCAAUCUGGUGAACUAACAAUACUAAAUGGCUUAAAAUCUUAUUGUUCCGAUGUGACUACCGGGUUUCUACUUGAUCAUUUAUUAUUUCUUGAAAAUGAUGCAGUAAAACAAACAAUAAAUAUUCAAUUAUCUGAAUCUGUUCAUCAAAUCUUAAACGAUGAUUUGUCAUUUUAUGCGUAA
Messenger RNA from Schistosoma mattheei, 963 nucleotides. The record is from the annotation of a GenBank genome assembly. NCBI's taxonomy places the organism in Eukaryota, Metazoa, Platyhelminthes, Trematoda, Strigeidida, Schistosomatidae.